AUAAUCUCAGACCCUGUCAACGACGCUGCGAAUCCGAUCGACGCCUUCAAAUUCGUUCGAUUUCCUUCGUUUCUUCGCCAUCUAUCGUAGAGCAGCAGCCAUCUCUUCAGGUUGUUUUUGGGAUUGAGCAGACAUGGAUUUUUUAGUUGUGUAAAGACUAAAGUCAGAUAAGAGGUACUCUAGAUGGAAGUCAAGCUAUGGAAUGACAAGCGUGAGAGGGAGAUGUAUGACAAUUUUGCUGAGCUUUAUGCGAUCAUCAAGGCCACUGAAAAGCUCGAAAAGGCUUAUGUUAGAGACAUCAUCCCGUCGGCUGAUUAUGAGGCCGAGUGUCAGAAACUAAUCGCCCACUUUAAAACAUUAUCGUCAACCCUUAAAGAUACUGUGCCCAGUAUCGAGAGGUUUCACGACACUUACAAGAUGGACUGCCCUGCCGCCAUGAACCGCCUUAUAACCUCAGGCGUGCCAGCUACGGUGGAGCACAGGGCAGCUGCAGCUGCCUCUGGGGUAACCUCUGCUGCAACCGUGGCUGAAUGUGUGCAGAAUUUCAUCACAGCUAUGGAUUCAUUGAAGCUGAAUAUGGUUGCGGUUGAUCAGGUUUUCCCUUUACUCUCUGAUUUAUCUGGUUCGUUGAACAAGCUGUCGAUUUUACCACCAGACUUUGAAGGGAAGACGAAAAUGAGGGAGUGGAUUGGAAGGCUCGCCAAGAUGGGGGCGGCAGAUGAGCUGACUGAACAGCAGUCUAGGCAGCUGCAUUUUGAUCUGGAGUCAUCCUACAAUUCUUUCAUGGCUGCAUUGCCAACUGCUGGCUCUUGAGGUUGUAAAUCUUUUUGUUUUGAAACUGAUGUUUGUAAUCUUUUUAGGAAUGAAUACAUGCAAUUGGUUCCACCUGAUUCUGUGUUAAAUAUAUACUGUUUGAUUUAGGUGCUUUUUGUUCUCUAAGAGGUGCUGAUACUUGGACUUGUUAUAAACAAUUUUUCUGUAUACGUAACUAUGUGAUAUAC
This is a messenger RNA of Cynara cardunculus var. scolymus (artichoke), 1001 nucleotides long. RefSeq names its product vacuolar protein sorting-associated protein 28 homolog 2. Gene Ontology annotation, biological process: protein transport to vacuole involved in ubiquitin-dependent protein catabolic process via the multivesicular body sorting pathway. Gene Ontology annotation, molecular function: protein-containing complex binding. The record is from RefSeq and is a predicted model, not a curated record. Lineage: Eukaryota; Viridiplantae; Streptophyta; Magnoliopsida; Asterales; Asteraceae. Bases 184 to 813 code for a protein of 209 amino acids. The transcript is spliced from 3 exons. Gene Ontology annotation, cellular component: ESCRT I complex.